AAUUGCCUCUCUCACGCACACACACCGGCACAUGCACGCACUGACCAGUGUGUCAUAUUCAACAAGUCAUAUUCCUGGUCCUGAUGACAACUUGUGCAGUUACUGCAGACAGCGUAGAAGAAUGAACAGAGGAAAUGUGGCGGGAAAAGCAAACUGAGUGAGUUUGGAUUGUCCAGGGAGACGGAAACAGGACAGGUGAUCUUCUUAAGGAAUGAGGGAGGAAGAGUGUAAGGAAUGACGGGGAGGGAGGGAGGAGAGACAGCUGCUCAGUGUCAGGGCAGAAAUCAGGCCAUAGCGGUGCGAUCUUUAAGGUUGAUGUUGCCAUGGCGAAGCCUGGGCGCCCUGUGUCUGAGAGUUACAAGCACGUCUGUUGUUCAGUCAGUCAGUCACUUUCUUAUGGUGAUGAGACUGCGAUUGUGGGAUUAGAGGACGAGGAUGACCAGAGUCCCAUUUUCUCCAUCUCCAAGAGCUCCAUGGAUGUGGUCAUGGCAACAGGUGCGCCGCACAAGCGGGACCCGGCCUGGACCAGAAUGAGCAUGAGACGCAGCUCCAGCACCAACACACACUGUGAGCAGGACUCAGCGAUUCUCCAGCAGCUGCGCUCACACAUGUUGCAGCAGGUCAGCUCCACGAACAGCCACCACUUAUCACUCACAACCCACAACCUGGACAUGCACAGUCCUCCUGCGCUCAGCGAGCACAGAGUUGCCAACAUGCAGUGCUGCAGCGAAAGUAGUGGUAACAUACACAGCCGCAGCAGCACGCCAGAGACAGUAGUGUGGAAAGGAGGGGCCUCAUGCUCCUCAAGUCUAACCCAGGAGGCCUGUAACCCCUCUGCACCGGAGUCUCCCACGUCCAAACUAAUCUCUCCUCCAACUACACCCUCUCUGUUCACCUCUUCCCUCCACACGCCUACUGUAUCACCUGUAGAACCUUUAAAUCACCAAGAAAACUUCCUUAUGCCCUCACCUGCAACCUCACCACUGCAGGUUCACACCUCCGCACCCCUAACAUCCAACUCCUCAAAUCUCCUACAGCUUAGCAGCACAAGGGGUUCUUUUCAGUUCCCUUCCCAAAAGUCAUCAUCUGUCUGUUCACUGGAAGACAAUGCAGUGUCAGAUGUUGGCUCAGUUUUUGAAGACUCUACAAAAGAGUUGCAUGGCCCCGGAGGCUUCCAGUUACCAGAGGGCAGAGAGACGAGAAGCCCAGAGCGGAUGCUCAGCUCUCCAAUGCCAACCACUCUAGCAGAGGGACAAGAAGUAGGGAGAAGCGGAGUCUCACCUUGCUACCCACAGCUGCCAUGGCAGUCGGGUGAAAGCUGUCUGGCACAAGGAUGUGAAAAGUCACCCCACGAUUCUUCCUUGAGUGACUCACUGGUAAGUGACUGCUGCAGGUGCAAGUUAAGCUACAGAACCAGCAUCACAGGACCUCCACAGGAUGACGUCAUCAAGGAAGAGGGAACAGUGACAUCUCAGGUGGUCCUGGUAGAUGCAGAAGUGCAGACAAUCUCUCCUAUGGGCUCCUGGUGGGACCUCAGGAGGAACAUUUUUACCUCCAACACUGGCUCACACUCCAACUUGGGCUCGCCUCCCGGAUCAAGGCUUAACCUGAAGUCAUCAGUGGGGUCAAAUUCCAAUCUGGUGUCCCCAUCUUCUAGCAUGUUCCCAGUCAGCAGCGAGGAGGAGGAGAGACAUGAAGAGGACCAGAUGUGGGACAUGAACUCUGCUUCCUCCCAAGAUCUGGAGAGAAGGAGGCCCUGUCUGAAGAUCCACGGGUCGACGAGGGAAGAGAUGGGCAGGAGGAGCAGCAUGAAGCAGGUGCAGUGGGACGAGGACGGGAUGACAUGGGAUAUUCAUGGUGCAUCAGUGGACCCCGAGGAGCUGAGCACCGCAAUAAAGAAACAUCUGGAAUUCCAGAGCAGCCCCAGACCACUGAGACCUUCUACAAAGAAGAAGAGAGCUCCAAAGCCACCGCUUAUAUUGAGUGUAGUAAAGGUCAUGGCCCCUGAACUGAAUCAGCCCGUGAUGAUUAAAACAUCACCUUGUGUGAUGGCGGGUGAAGGUGGGGAGACAAAGCAAGUGGAGGAGGAGGUUCCUUGUGGGAUUAGCAGAGCAGAGGGAGAAAACACAAAAGAUGAAGAGGAUGAUGAGGUGUAUGGAGAGGAAGGCAGCAGCCAUCCUAAAUCUCCUUUGCGUGGGAUUGUUCACACCCGGAAGAAGAGUGGGAUCAGGUCACUGGGGAGGCCUGGCUGGUGUGGAAGCUCCAGAAAGGCAAAUGAUUAAGACUAAUCAAACAUUAUUGAUUAUUCAUAGAUGAUCACCCCACAUCCCCCAUCCUUCUGUCAUUACUGUCCUGGGUUCAUUACGUUCUGCUGUGUAUUGAUGAGAUGAUGCAUUUUAGUGAGGUUUUUGUGAAAGUGAGACAAUGUCCAAUGUAUCUGUAUCUGUAUCUGUAGAAUAAAAAUGUUUUGUCUUUUA
Molecule: messenger RNA, 2477 nt
Organism: Solea senegalensis (Senegalese sole)
Lineage: Eukaryota; Metazoa; Chordata; Actinopteri; Pleuronectiformes; Soleidae
Exons: 2
Coding region: 324-2282 (652 amino acids)
Biological process (GO): neuron projection development
Cellular component (GO): plasma membrane
Source: RefSeq, a predicted model, not a curated record